AUGGCUGUCGAGGGCACCACUCCUGCGUCGCCCGUUCCCAUCGAGGACCUCACUAAGAUCACCACCUCGGCCUGCGAAGAUGCCCUGAAGACCGCCGAGGGCUACGAACACGACAAGGUGGGACAGUGGAACUCGCAGAUCAUCAACACCAUCCUCCAAGCCCUCAUCACCGCCACCGCCCCGUCCGACUCCUCCACCCCGGCCCCCUACCGCUUCACCGUGAACAGCACCAUUGUGCAACAGGGCCAUAUCGACAAGGAUGCCGCUGCUGAAGGAACCCAGGGCAACGCUGGCAAGCGUGGAAUGCACUCUGCCUCGGGCGCCUUCUGGGAUGUCAACCGGGACGGCAUGUGGACGUUCAAGUACCCCGGGGCCGAGGAGAAGGGUCUGGAUAUUGUGGUGAGCGUGACGUGGUUCGCUGUCACUCCAUAA
This is a messenger RNA of Penicillium alfredii, 432 nucleotides long. RefSeq names its product dynein light chain Tctex-type family protein. Gene Ontology annotation, cellular component: cytoplasm; cytoplasmic dynein complex. Gene Ontology annotation, biological process: microtubule-based movement. The record is from RefSeq and is a predicted model, not a curated record. Lineage: Eukaryota; Fungi; Ascomycota; Eurotiomycetes; Eurotiales; Aspergillaceae. Bases 1 to 432 code for a protein of 143 amino acids. The transcript is spliced from 4 exons. Gene Ontology annotation, molecular function: dynein intermediate chain binding.